CUACCAGAGUGUUGGCGGAGUUUGGCGUUUGUGGACGCAGAGUAGUGGUGCGUGAAGAUGCCUCGUGGAAGCCGAAGCCGCACUUCCCGCGUUCCCUCUCCGGCCAGCCGGGCCCCCCAGAUGCGAGCUGCGCCCCGGCCAGCACCGAGACCGGCCCCUACGGCCCCGACCCCGGUGGUGGCCCCACCUUCUGCUGUGGGCUCGCCUGCUGCUGCGCCCCGGCAACCUGGUCUGAUGGCGCAGAUGGCCACCACCGCAGCAGGUGUGGCUGUGGGCUCCGCUGUGGGGCACACGCUGGGCCACGCCAUCACAGGUGGCUUCAGUGGAGGCGGCAGCUGCGAGGCCACGAAGCCCGACAUCACUUAUCAGGAGCCUCAGGGGGCCCAGCUGCAGCAGCAGGAGACCGGGGCCCCCUGCUACUUUGAGAUCAAGCAGUUUCUGGAGUGCGCGCAGAACCAGCCUGAUGUGAAGCUCUGCGAAGGUUUCAACGAAGUGCUGAGGCAGUGCAGGAUGGCAAACGGCCUCCUCUGAGCUGGAGGUGGACCCUGAAGAACUGGAAAGUCAACCCAACCAAGUUACUUUAGCAUAAAUAUUACUAAUACAAGAAGUGUAAAACCAUUCAGUUCCACCUCUCCCUGUAGCUUCAGCGCUUCAGAACGGCCAUGGAAGAAGGUGUUCCCACCACACAGGUGGGCUACACUUGGGACAUGUGUGGCCUCCAUAAGCCAGCUGUUUUGAUGUUACUAAUUUGAAUAAAGUGAUUUGUGGUUUUCGUCCAA
Molecule: messenger RNA, 779 nt
Organism: Octodon degus (degu)
Lineage: Eukaryota; Metazoa; Chordata; Mammalia; Rodentia; Octodontidae
Gene: Chchd2
Product: coiled-coil-helix-coiled-coil-helix domain containing 2
Exons: 4
Coding region: 58-531 (157 amino acids)
Biological process (GO): mitochondrion organization; positive regulation of transcription by RNA polymerase II
Cellular component (GO): nucleus; mitochondrion
Molecular function (GO): sequence-specific DNA binding
Source: RefSeq, a predicted model, not a curated record